This is a messenger RNA of Anastrepha ludens (Mexican fruit fly), 1366 nucleotides long. Its product is annotated as sorbitol dehydrogenase-like. The record is from RefSeq and is a predicted model, not a curated record. Gene Ontology annotation, biological process: D-sorbitol catabolic process. Lineage: Eukaryota; Metazoa; Arthropoda; Insecta; Diptera; Tephritidae. The transcript has 5 exons. Gene Ontology annotation, molecular function: zinc ion binding; L-iditol 2-dehydrogenase (NAD+) activity. Bases 122 to 1366 code for a protein of 414 amino acids.
ACAAUUUCAUUUACAAAAUUCCUUGAAAAAACCCAAAUUUUAAGCCUAAUAUAAUUUUAAUAUAACCGACAAAAAAAACAUUCACGAAUACAUAUAAAAAGAAAAAUUCAAAAUCCCAAAUAUGAUUAUCAAUAAGUGUUUGCGAAUUUAUCAGCGUAAAACGAUUGCUUCGCUUAAUUUCUUUGCACUUUCGAUUUUCCAGCAUCCCAAAAAAGUUUUGGAAAUGUGUGGAAAUGUUACGAAACGUUAUAGUUCAAAAUGUGGUAAAGAUGGCAAAGAUAAAAAGGACAAUUUGAGCGUAGUGUUGCAUGGCGUAGACGAUCUACGGGUGGAACAAACACCCAUGCCAAAAACUGGUCCAGGAGAGGUGCUUCUUGCUAUGGACACGGUGGGUAUUUGUGGCACUGAUGUACAUUUUUUGAAAAAAGGCAAAGUCGGUUCGUUCGAAGUGAAAAAGCCCAUGAUUAUUGGUCAUGAAGCUUCAGGCAUUGUCGCAGAAUUGGGGAAAGGUGUAAAAAAUCUUAAAGUAGGUGAUCGCGUAGCCAUCGAACCGGGUGUAGGCUGCCGAUAUUGUUCAUUUUGUAAAAGCGGUAACUACAAUCUAUGCCCGGAUAUGAUAUUUUGUGCAGCUCCACCCGUCGAUGGCAAUUUACGCCGCUAUUAUAAACAUGCUGCCGACUUCUGUCACAAAUUGCCCGAUCAUGUAACAAUGGAGGAAGGUGCAUUACUGGAGCCGUUAGGGAUUGCUGUAGCUAGCUGUCGACGUGCCAAAAUUCGCCUUGGUUCACAUGUGCUCAUUAUUGGUGCUGGCCCAAUAGGAUUGUCCUGCUUGAUUGUGUCCAAGGCAUGGGGUGCAGCCUCUACUACAAUAGUCGAUGUGAAUGAGCAUCGACUCAAGGUCGCUCAAGAGUUGGGUGCUACAGCCGCAAUGAAAUCCUGCAAGGAAAUGGAUGUUCAAAAGGCGGCGAGAGAAAUAUGCAAAACAAAUGGUUCUAUGCCGGAUAGGACUCUCGAUUGCGUUGGCAACCAAGAGUCGGUGCUGCUAGGAGUAUUUGCUACACGUUCUGGUGGCAACUGUGUCGUUGUGGGCAUGGGAGCUGAUGAAAUCAACUUACCCUUAAUGGAGGCUUUAACACGCGAAGUGGACUUGCUUGGUGUAUUUCGCUAUUGCAAUGACUAUGAAUCUGCGAUGCAUUUAAUAUCUGAAGGUAAAUCGGGGAUGAAAAAGUUGGUCACACACCAUUUCGAUAUAAAAGAUAGCGUUGAGGCUUUUGACACGGCGCGUCAUAGAAAAGGAAAUGCUAUAAAAGUGUUGAUACACGUUCAAAAACGCGAUAAAAAUAAUAAAGAACCAUUCGAUAAGUAG